Molecule: messenger RNA, 2032 nt
Organism: Haliotis rufescens (red abalone)
Lineage: Eukaryota; Metazoa; Mollusca; Gastropoda; Lepetellida; Haliotidae
Exons: 9
Coding region: 286-951 (221 amino acids)
Source: RefSeq, a predicted model, not a curated record
CCACUCAGUUGUAUCGUUCACUCACGUGACCAUAUCGCGCCGUGAUAUACGUGGACCAUGUGACAGUUACCCUUAUGUGUGGAGCGAGGACAGGGCAGCUGUGUUAAGAGACUGGUUACCCUCACUGGAUGAGGCUUGAUACGUGUACUGAAUUAAUCUACUCGAUUUCACUGGAUGAAACGCGCCUGUCUACCGUCCUUGUUGAGUGUAUUGUGACACCUUCACCUUCCUCACAAACAAGAAGCAACCUGAAGAGUAAACACUGCUCAGACCAAUCCUAAAAGGAUGAGUGCUGUUGUUGCUACACAGGGUCAAAGUGGAGUCCACGUCUCCUCUGAUGGACAAGUGAGUGUGUCCAGAGAAGUUACCCUGACUGCCGCCGAGCUAGAUGACCAGGGGAAUUUCUCUCUGAGGGUGAUUCGUGCACGGACCCGCCAAGUUGUUGGGCAAGUCUCAAGUGUAUUUGCCAUAACGGGACACGGCGAAACAGCAGCAUCCACCAGCUACACAGAGGAUGACGGCGAUGAAAUCUCCUUGUCAAAGAAGAUUUGUAUCUGGGUUUGUUCUCUCAUAUUUGGAUCUCUUCCGGUUGCCAUGAUCGUUGUUGGUAUCCUUGACUACAACCUGUGUCCUGGGGACACUAGACUUGGCAUCUACAUGGUGACACAGGGCGCCACCUCUGUCGCCAUCCCCAUCCUGUGUUCCCUGUGGUACUGCUGCCAGUGUGUAUCGGCGACACUCCUGCUGGCCUGCUGUUGCAUCAUUUUUUUAUUCAACAUUGGAUGGGGAAUAACAGGCACAGUGUGGAUCUACGUGUCCACCUGCAAAGACUCCCUGUUGUACACUCACGCUGUUGGAUUCAGUGUUCCCAUGUGGGUCGUCUUCUGUGUCAUUGGCAUCCCACUGUGUUGCUGUAUUUACUCUUGGUGCUGUGGGGGAGAUGACAACUGAUGGAAUACUAAUCACAGUCAAGACUGUGUGUGGACAUAUAUUGAGUUGAUGUUGUCAGAAAUACGAUUGCUUCGCACUGUCCAUUAUAUGCCGUUUGCUGCGAUUCGCCUUCUAUAUCCAUAUACUAGUUUUCUCUUUGAAGUAGGGGUGGUGGGGUAGCCUAGUGGUUAAAGCGUUCGCUCGUCACGCAAACGUGUUUGGACAUUACAAAAUAUGACAAUCUUGACACAUCGUUAGAAAGUCUUAUGAUACAGCUAACUUGUAUUUGCAAAGAAGGUGUGAUCGAUUUUUUAAAAGACUAAGACGAGAUAUUCUACAAACUAUAUUUACUUGACUAUGUAAGCUAAAGAUUCAGUUAUGAAAGAAAGGUAAAUUAGACUUGUUUAACGUGCAUUCAGUUGGAAAAGCUGUCUUUUUAUGUCGCCGUCAUAGAAAUGGUUACUGCACUGACAGAAAUAGUAAGUUUAGUUUAUUAACUUACUGAACUUCACUGUCCACUCAGACACUCACAUGUUUCUUGACGUUUCUGACCAGUUAGUAAUUUUUUACUAAUUAGGCCUACAGUUGACAGUAAAAUUCAUGAAUCUCUGCAAUAGUAUAUUUUCUAUGCUUUAGGAAGUUUUUCUAUACUUUGAUAAAGAAUCUUGGUCAUUGAUGCAAAGUAAAUAACAAUUGAUAUACACAAUGCAGGAGAAAGAUAACAAUGAUUUUCAGAGGCAUUUUAUGUUUGUUUACACAAUACAAUAAAAAGUGACAUGACAUGUAACUACAUAAACAAAUCUUGCUUUCCACUGGUCAAAACCUAAGGUCAAGAUUUUGUUAGUCAUGGAGCAUCAACAUUAACACUAUAUCCCUGACACUUUGCCUCACCUCCUUGUUGUCUCAGAAAGGCGAGCAUGACGCUCAGCAAGGCGGAAGUGAGCAAUGUCACGUGGUCUUGGCGUUGAAUCAGAAAUACGAUACCCUGCUCUCCACGGCUGCCGAAUGCAGUCUACCAGGCAGGACAGUAAAGCUGCUGCUUACUAGCCUUCUUGCUGCUGUUGCUAAUUUAUGAGAAUAAAACGUACAAUGUGUAAACUUG